GAGCGAGUGAGUGAGGGUUUUUCCUCGCUGCUCCAUGAAGUAGAGCAUGAAAAGACUGUUACUUUCACCCAUCUAUUCUCGACAAUGUUUGAGCCACCAAACAUUUGUUAGAAACCAAUCUUCUGUGCCAUCAGAUCGCAAUUUCUUCCUUAAUCUUAUCUGUAAAUCCUCCUCCGUGGUCCAACUCAAGCAGAUUCAAGCUCAGAUCAUCCUCAACGGUCUCCAUAAUGACCUAAUAACCACAACAAAGCUCACUAAUAGGCUCUCAGACUUUGGAGCCAUUGACUAUGCCCAUCUUCUCUUCUCCACCAUUUCACAACCCGACCUCUUCCUCUUCAAUGUCCUUAUCAGAGGAUUCUCCAAGAAUGGCUCACCCACGUCUGCCAUUUCCCUCUACAAGUACCUCCUUUGGAGCACCACUCUCAAGCCCGACAACUUCACGUUUGCCUUCGCGAUAUCAGUGUCUUCACACCUUGAUUCAAAGGAAAUUGGGCUUCUACUUCAUGCCCAUUCAAUCCUUUUUGGGUUUGAAUUUGAUGUGUUUGUCGGGUCUGCUGUUAUGGAUUUUUAUUUUAAAUUCUCUCAAAUUCAGACAGCACAGAAAGUGUUUGAUAGAAUUCCCGAGCCAGAUACAGUUUCUUGGAAUACCAUGAUAUCUGGGUUGGUGCAGAAUGGUAGUUUUUCUGAAUCGAUACAACUGUUUGAGGAUAUGGUCCUGAGAGGAACCCAAUUUGAUUCGACCACAUUUGCUGCUGUUCUUCCAGCAGCUGCUGAAUUGAAAGAAUUGAAAAAGGGAAUGAAAAUACAAUGUUUGGCAAUCAAGACAGGCUUCCAUUCCCAUGCUUAUGUCCUCACAGGUUUGAUUUCUUUGUAUUCUAAAUGCGGUAUGGUCUCUGCCGCAAGAUUUCUGUUUGCACAGUUUGGCUGUCCAGAUUUGAUCUCUUGGAAUGCAAUGAUCUCUGGGUACUCCUGCAAUGGUGAGACUAAAUCUUCAGUGAGUCUCUUUAGGCAAUUGUUAGUUUCUGGGGAGAAAGUUAAUUCAAGUACAAUCGUGGGUUUGAUCCCUGUGUUUUUUCCCUUUAACCAUCUUUGUCUCACGCAUUCUAUUCAUGGUUUCUCUCUGAAGUGUGGUCUCAAUUUAAAUUCUUCAGUUUCUACUGCUCUGACUACUGUUUAUAGUAGAUUAAAUGAAAUGGAAUCUGCAAGGCAGCUUUUCGAUGAAUCCCCAGACAAAAGCUUGGAAUCUUGGAAUUCCAUGAUCUCCGGUUACACUCAGAAUGGGUUAACAGAAAUGGCAAUAUCUCUUUUCCAGAAAAUGCGGAUGUCAGAUGUCUGCCCAAAUCCAGUCACGAUUACAAGUAUUCUUUCAGCUUGUGCUCAGCUUGGAGCUCUUUCUCUAGGAAAAUGGGUCCAUGAGUUAAUACUUAGAGAAAAUUUUGAUUCCAAUGUAUAUGUGUCAACAGCUCUAAUUGACAUGUAUGCGAAAUGUGGAAGAAUCAAAGAGGCACGGGGGAUAUUCAAUUAUAUGCCUGAAAAGAAUAUGGUAUCUUGGAAUGCAAUGAUUGCGGCUUAUGGACUCCAUGGGCAUGGCAAUGAAGCGCUAAGUCUCUUUUCUGAGAUGUUAGAUUCUGGGUUAUCCCCAACUGGAGUUACAUUUCUUUCGGUCUUGUAUGCUUGCAGCCAUGCUGGAUUAGUAAGGGAGGGAGAUGUGAUCUUUCAGUCAAUGACACUGGAGCAUGGAUUUCAGCCAGGACCUGAGCAUUAUGCCUGCAUGGUUGACCUCCUUGGUCGAGCUGGGCAGGUGGACAGGGCCUUAGAGUUUAUAAAGACUAUGCCUGUUGAGCCAGGACCUGGUGUAUGGGGUGCACUGCUUGGUGCUUGCAUGAAACACAAGAAUACAAGCCUAGCAACUAUGGCUUCAGAUAAGUUGUUAGAAUUGGAUCCUGAAAAUGUCGGGUAUUAUGUUCUGCUCUCUAACAUAUACUCAGUGGACCGGAACUAUUCUGAGGCUGCAACAAUUCGUCAAGUAGCUAAGAAGAGAAAGUUGAGCAAGACACCUGGAUGCACCCUGAUUGAGACUGGUGACAACCUGCAUGUCUUUACAUCUGGUGACUGGUCCCAUCCACAAUCAAAAGCUAUCUAUGCCAUGUUGGAGAAAUUGAGCAGAAAGAUGAGGGAGGUUGGAUUUGAGGCUGAGACCGAUGUAGCACUGUAUGAUGUUGAGGAGGAAGAGAAGGAGCAAAUGGUGAAGGUUCAUAGUGAGAAAUUGGCCAUUGCUUUUGGGCUCAUUAGUACUGAGCCAGGAACAGAGAUCAGGAUUAUCAAGAAUCUUAGAGUUUGUUUAGAUUGCCAUAAUGCGACUAAAUUCAUCUCCAUGCUCACUGAGAGAGUGAUUGUAGUUAGGGAUGCUAACAGAUUCCACCACUUCAAGGAUGGGAUAUGUUCUUGUGGAGACUAUUGGUGACCACCGUCAGUUGGGGCAUCAUAGGUUUAUACUGGUUCAUGAGGGUAAUUUAUCUACAUUUUUCAAGGAGUAAUACAAGAAGCUCCAUUAGGUUCA
Messenger RNA from Telopea speciosissima, 2560 nucleotides. RefSeq names its product pentatricopeptide repeat-containing protein At4g30700. The record is from RefSeq and is a predicted model, not a curated record. Lineage: Eukaryota; Viridiplantae; Streptophyta; Magnoliopsida; Proteales; Proteaceae. Gene Ontology annotation, biological process: RNA modification. The transcript has a single exon. Gene Ontology annotation, molecular function: zinc ion binding; RNA binding; protein binding. The coding region runs from base 47 to 2464 and encodes 805 amino acids.